UCUUGAGAGAGAAACAAUUAAUUCUUCUUCUUUUUUUUGGUUAAUUUUUUUUUUCUUGAGAAUUAAUCAAAUAAUUUUGUUGUUGCUAUGGAAAUGAGAAUGAGAGAGGAGUCGUCGAAGAAGAGAUUGUCAAGCAGAAAAUUGGGAAGAUUUCUCAAACAACAGAGAGGGAGGCUCUACAUAGUGAGAAGAUGUGUAGUUAUGCUUCUUUGCUGGCAUGACUGAUUUAUUUUUUCCAAAAAUUAAUUAGUUAGAUAUUUUGCUCUAAAUUACUUUCUUUAAUUUCUUGGGCUUAAUUAAUUUUACUCUGCUUUUUUUAUCUGUAAAUAGGCGUAUCAUCAUUUUAGCCUCUGUGCAUGGCAUUCAUUUCCAGAGGAAAUCGGCUUAUAAUUUACUGUGUUGAAUUUUGAGUUAAUAUUCAGCCAGAUUUAUA
Molecule: messenger RNA, 433 nt
Organism: Salvia miltiorrhiza (redroot sage)
Lineage: Eukaryota; Viridiplantae; Streptophyta; Magnoliopsida; Lamiales; Lamiaceae
Product: small polypeptide DEVIL 4-like
Exons: 1
Coding region: 88-225 (45 amino acids)
Biological process (GO): negative regulation of cell population proliferation
Source: RefSeq, a predicted model, not a curated record